Messenger RNA from Hypoxylon trugodes, 2260 nucleotides. RefSeq lists its product as uncharacterized. Gene Ontology annotation, cellular component: nucleus; FACT complex. The transcript is spliced from 5 exons. The record is from RefSeq and is a predicted model, not a curated record. Bases 124 to 1839 code for a protein of 571 amino acids. Gene Ontology annotation, molecular function: DNA binding; histone binding; nucleosome binding. Lineage: Eukaryota; Fungi; Ascomycota; Sordariomycetes; Xylariales; Hypoxylaceae.
CGCGUCGACGCGCUGCUUUCUGAACUUUUUCCUCUUAAAACCCAACAGACAGUUUUUUAGCUGUCGCCGCAUUUGCAGUCCGAUUCAUCAAAAGCCUAACAUUUCACCACUCUGAUCAUCAAUAUGGCGGCUUUUGAGAAUUUUGAUAAUAUCUUCCUGGAUCUCUCCAAGGAGUCCGGCAAGUGCAGAUUCGCCGAGAACGGUCUGGGCUGGAAACCCUCAGCAGGCGGCAACACAUUCACUCUCGAUCGCGGCGAUAUCGCUUAUGCGCAAUGGAGUCGAGCCGCGAAAGGCUACGAAGUCAAAAUUCUGAAGCGAUCUUCAGAGCUCGUUCACCUUGAUGGUUUUCAACAGGAAGACCUAGAGCGCUUGAGCAAGAUCUUCAAGAAUUGGUACAGCAUAAAUCUUGACCCGAAGGAGCACGCACUACGAGGCUGGAAUUGGGGAAAGACAGAAUUUAGCAAGGCCGAACUCGUAUUUAACGUCCAGAACAAGCCCUCAUUCGAGAUCCCAUACUCCGAAAUUUCCAACACCAACCUUGCUGGUCGCAACGAAGUCGCCGUCGAGUUUGCCGCUUCGAAUGAAGAUGAUACAGGCACAAAUGGACACUUGGGUGGUGCGCGAGGUCGUGGAAAGAAGUCUGGCGCGGGCAAAGAUCAGCUUGUAGAAAUGCGUUUUUACAUUCCCGGUACAACCACUCGUAAAGAGACGGAAGGAGAAGAAGCGGGAAGCGGCGCAGAAGAGGAGAAGAAUGCCGCGACUCUAUUUUAUGAGACUCUUAUGGACAAGGCCGAGAUUGGUGAGACUGCAGGCGAUGCGAUCGCUACGUUCUUGGAAGUCUUGCACCUUACACCACGUGGUCGUUUCGAUAUCGAUAUGUACGAGGCGUCUUUCCGCCUCCGUGGUAAGACUUACGAUUACAAGAUUCAGUACGAGGCUAUCAAGAAGUUUAUGGUCCUUCCGAAGCCAGACGAACUACACUUUAUGUUGUGUAUAGGACUCGACCCACCCCUGCGCCAGGGACAAACGAGAUAUCCGUUCAUCGUUAUGCAAGCCAAGAAGGACGAGGAAGUGACUAUUGAUCUCAACCUCACCGAAGAGCAGCUAAAUGAGCAGUACAAGGACCGCUUACAACCACACUACGAACAACCAUUACACCAGGUCAUUACCUACAUUUUCAAGGGUCUUGCCAACAAGAAGAUCACUUCCCCGGCCAAGGAUUUCAUGACGCACCGAAAUCAAUUCGGUAUCAAGUGCUCCAUCAAGGCGGCCGAAGGAUUCUUGUACUGUCUCGAAAAGGCUUUCAUGUUCGUGCCAAAGCCUGCGACCUACGUAUCCUACGAUCAAACAUCCUCAAUUGUUUUCUCCCGUGUUAGCGGCGCAGUCUCCGCGUUGUCGACUUUUGAUAUCGCAGUUCAUAUGAAGAGCGGCGGGCCGUCACAUCAGUUCAGCAACAUUAACAGGGAAGAUCUGAAGGCGCUCGAAAGUUUCUUCAAAUUGAAGGGUCUACGCGUUAAGAACGAGAUCGACGAAGACGCCAAUCUACUAGCUGCAGCCCUCCGCGAGGAAGCCAUGGACGAAUCUGAAGAGGAGGUAGUCGGCGCCAGAGCGGAUCGCGGUUCAGCUGACGAGGAUGAAGAGAGCGUCGACGAAGAUUUCCAGGCCGAAAGUGAAAGUGAUGUGGCCGAGGAAUACGAUUCGGCUCACGAAUCGUCCGGUUCUGGAAGUGGAGAGAGUGAUGUUGAUGGUGGACAGGAUGAAGAUGGGGACGAGGAAAUGGCUGACGAGGAAGAAGUGGAGAAGAAGCCCAAGGCAAAGAAGCAGAAAACCGCAAAAUAAGGGGGUGUUCUCUCCCUUCCCUCUGUCUAACCGUCAUGGCAUAGACUUAAGUUUUCAUCGUCAUUGAAAUGGUUUAAGGGAUUUCAGGGUCCGGUGGCAAAGGCGUUACGGUGGCUAUGCUAAUUCCUUUUCACCUCGCGGAUUGCGCGAAUUCAGAGUCGAGCAGGAGUCGAGCAAAUCGAUUCAUUUGAGCACCUGGGGAAUGAGUGAAGACAUUGUGGAUAAUACCUAACGCAAGAGGUGCGUGUUUCUAGGCGAAUACUUUGUUAUCUAGCAUCAUGGAACAAUUAAUGCUAUGUUAGGAUUUGCGAUGCCCUUAUUAAUAGGUACUAUUGCGCAUAAACAUUACGGAUUUCAAAGCUCCUAAAACUUUCAAGAUUGCGAUCCUACCAACUAGGUUGGCCCGAAUAUUGUGUCAGUU